Messenger RNA from Anopheles moucheti, 1401 nucleotides. RefSeq lists its product as uncharacterized. The coding region runs from base 1 to 1401 and encodes 466 amino acids. The transcript has a single exon. The record is from RefSeq and is a predicted model, not a curated record. Lineage: Eukaryota; Metazoa; Arthropoda; Insecta; Diptera; Culicidae.
AUGGUUGUUAUUCUGCUAGGAAAUAAUACCUUUGUCUACAACGAAUACAACUUACACCAAUGGCUGGCACACAUUCCCUUCGAAUGUAAGACGAUUGUGCUUUUCGAGCGAGACAGCGAUGCAAAGCAACCUAUGGAAAUGGGACACUAUCUCGCGUCGGUGGUUUUGUGGAAUGUGAUACUGAUCGCCACCAACAUAGAUGCGGUAUAUGCCUUUCACUAUGGACCUUUGCGUAUUUUAAACUACACGGGAUAUCCGGAUUCUGAUGUGCUGUACUUCGAUCGGUUGAAAACGUUGCAGACCCAACAAUUAUAUGCAGCGUACAGGAAGGACGCCUAUACUGAAACAGGGUGCGAAAAUAUACCUGGAGAAGAUUUAACACUGUUCCAAACAUUUGCAGACACCCUCAACCUGAAGCUUCAUGUAGAAGCAGUUCAAUGUAUCAAAAACGAAGCGCCGAUCGUGUGUUUCUCAAGGUACAAAGAUAAGGAUUUUUUAAUCAACCGUUUCUUUUUCAAUGACUAUCUUAAAUUCACCGUUGCCUGUAUGCAGAUGGAGCAAAUUGCUAUUGCUACUCCCAAAGGGCGGCUACUAACGAUAUGGGAGAUUCUGUUGCAGCCUUUACAACAGCCCGUCUGGUGGCUGCUGAUAGCAAUCUGCAUAGGUUUCAACCUUCUGGAGAUCGUUAUGCCAGGAUGGUUCAGCAACAGCCUUGUCAGUCUGGCGCUGUUUGGGUUUGAAAAACGACAGUUGCGAUUCACAGGAAGUACCGAAAAAAUGAUAGCCACUGCAUUGAUCGUGUUGUUUUUCCUAUUGAAAUGUGCAUAUGAAGCGAAGCUCAUUUCAUACAUCACCGAAACUCCUCGAGAUUCGGGAGCACAAUCUAUUGAAGCGUUGCAUAAUCGCAACAUUACCGUGUAUCAAAAACAUUUCAAUACUACGCACUUUAACAAACUGGAGGGAUUGCUAGCGACCUACGAUGGUGAUAUUAUAUCGUUUGAUGGAACAACUAUUUCUGACAAUAGAAUGACCUUAAGCAUAGAAAUGAUUGUAAACGAAAUUGGAAAUAUUCCUUAUAGCAUACUGGAAGAAAACGUGUAUGAAAUGUUACCUUUUUAUUUGUUUCACCCAAAACUAUUCGUCCGACAGUCAUUUCUAAAAUAUCAGCACGCGGUGUUUGAGGCUGGAUUGCCCCUGCAUUGGCGAAAUCAAAUUGUUAGCUGUUAUGUUUCUCGUGUAAAGGUAUUAAAAUUAAAAACUCAUGCUUCACAAACAGGAAAUGUUGUACAAGGAACCAAUUUGAAGCCCAUGGUAUUUUUUUUCGCCGUGCAAUGGACAAUCGCGAUAGUAGUUUUUGCGGUUGAGGUGAUCGUGGGAAGACGGCUCAAAGGAAAACGUUAA